CACGUGCUCGGGCUCCUUAGUCAGAGAAAAGCGUUUUCGGUGGACGUGAUUAGUAUAAUUUUUACCCGUAGUGAUAGUUUGGUGGAUAAGGUACUAACACACACGGAAAUAGGGGUGGAUGGAUACUCAACCGAACACCGUAUAUACAUCACCGACGAUCUAUAUCAUACUGGCCGUGUGUUAUCCAACCUCGACACUGGCGGAAUCAUCAAGCCCUGAUGGAGCCAUAAUACACAAAAAUUGAUUGAUUGAUACUUUAUAUUGUUGCAUACCUUGAUCCCCUUGAUCAAAACAACAAUAAAACGAUACUAUCUCAUUCAAACAAGGUGACCUUACUUUAACUGAAUGCGUUCUGUUAUUUAAUAUUUGGACAUGGAAGUCAUGUAUCUGGGAUUAGCUAUACCAGCCGCAGUGGCCAUAUUCGUCGUUUCAAGAGCUCUUUAUUUGAUUAUACAGAUAAUCUCUUCAAAUUGUCACUUAGAAAAACAUGCAUCUUUACGUACUAUGCUCUGCAUUGGAUCUGGUGGACACACAACAGAAAUGCUUCGGAUAUCAAAAAAGCUAGAUUUACAUAAAUAUCAAGAUCGCUUGUACAUAGUUGCCGAUAAUGACACUAGUAGUGAAAUAAGAGUACAUAAAUCAAUUGAGAAAGGUACUAAUUACGCUAUUAGUAAAAUACCUAGAAGUAGGAAUGUGAGGCAGUCAUACAUUACGUCCGUGUUCAGUACUUUGUAUGCUACUUUACAUACAGUUCCAGUUGUGUAUACAUUCAAACCAGAUGUUAUUUUUUGUAACGGCCCGGGUACAUGUAUACCUAUUUGUAUAGUUGCUUUCAUGUUACGCUGUAUGUUUUUAUUGGACUGUAGGAUAGUGUUUGUGGAAAGUAUUUGUAGAGUAAGAACCUUGUCAUUGUCAGGCAAGAUUUUACAAUAUUUUGCAGAUGUAAUGGUUGUUCAAUGGCCUUCGUUACGAGAUGUGUGUCCUAGAGCUAAAUAUUUUGGAAGGCUGACAUGAAUAAUAUGCUGAAUCUUGUUAACCCUUUACCAGGCUAAGGGAUAUAUAUUUCCCACAUACGGCACUUCAAAUGUGUGUCCUAUUUUCGAUGACUGACAUUUGAUUGUCAUUUUUUUUUUAAUGUCAGCCUGGCUGUAGUUAUGAAUUAUUUGAAAUGAACAAAUUGUCACUACAAUCUUAACCUCCU
This is a messenger RNA of Cydia splendana, 1201 nucleotides long. It is a transcript of the gene Alg14, whose product is annotated as UDP-N-acetylglucosamine transferase subunit ALG14 homolog. The record is from RefSeq and is a predicted model, not a curated record. Gene Ontology annotation, cellular component: UDP-N-acetylglucosamine transferase complex. The transcript is spliced from 3 exons. Bases 373 to 1014 code for a protein of 213 amino acids. Gene Ontology annotation, molecular function: N-acetylglucosaminyldiphosphodolichol N-acetylglucosaminyltransferase activity. Lineage: Eukaryota; Metazoa; Arthropoda; Insecta; Lepidoptera; Tortricidae. Gene Ontology annotation, biological process: dolichol-linked oligosaccharide biosynthetic process.